UACCAAAAUGUAUUUAUGCUUGUGUCAUUUUUUGUUCUUUAGUUACUUAUAAACCACAGACUGACCGUCUGUACUCACAUGUAGGCUGCACCCGUGUUUCUCUCUGCCCUAUUCUUCAUUUCUCCCUUUCUCUUUCUCUUUCUUUUAAUCCACUUAUCUUUACACCCGCGAAGGCGUUUCUCCUCCUCCUCCUCCUCCUCCUCCUUCCUCCUCCUCCUUCCUCCUCCUCCUUACCUGUUUGGAAACUCCCGCUGAAGAGGUGUGUUUCACCUGGGAUCAUUUCCCGUGACCUGUCACUUCUCCUUCAGAAUCGAUCGAUGGUUCUCUCCUGACAGAAGCAGUCUAAGACAGAAGAUCCAAGAUGUCGAACCUGAGCUUGUGUCUGACUUUGCUCAUUGCUGUUACUUUUCAACAAGGCCAAGCCAAGACCUUAUCAAAUCAAGGAGUUUUACUGAAGUGCAACAGAUCAGUGGAAUUUGAAGCUGGAGGAACUGUGACACUAACCUGCAUUGUGACUUACAACUUGGAGGACCCUGCAGUUUGUAAAGUUACAGAUCUACUCUGUAAUGACGCAAAUAUCAGCAAACCUUAUAUAAAGAGGAUCGGCACUCAUGACAUCAUGUCAGUGAACAUCUCACAAGUCCAGAAAAUGGGGAAUUACACCUUCAAAGUGAAGACAACCUGUGGUGGUGAUGACUUUACGGUACAAAUUAACCGGUUCAUCGGCAAACGUGGUGUUACAAGUGCAGUCUGGAAUGUCAAAAAAACUGAGCCAGGGCCAGAGCCACAGCAGGAAAGCAGGAUUCCCGCCACAAUGGCUGUUUGUUUCACGAUCAUUGGCGUCUGCAUCAUCCUGUGUUUCCUCUUUAGAACCAGAAGACGAAGACAAGUCAUCAGAAACAUGAUGACGUGCAAUACUCAAGAUGACCUCAGUGACACAGACUCUGUGGUGGAUAAAACCCCCCUGAACCCUGAACCCCAGACCCCCUGACAACAUCUGUAAUCUGUGUUUCAGUAUAUGUGUGUGGGGGUGGGGGGUUAUUCCUCAACACAGCUGGCUGUGUGUCCUCCUGCCUCUGAAACGUCAGCCUGACGUUUAUCCUAUUUAAUUUCUUUACACUUUCAAUAAUCUGUGACAUAUUUUUUACAAAUUGAUAAAUGUAAAUAUGAUGAUUUGUGUUUUUACAGAUUGAUAAAUGUAAAUAUGAUGAUUUGUGUUUUUACAAAUUGAUAAAUGUAAAUAUGAUGAUUUGUGUUUUUACAGAUUGAUUGAUCCAUGUAUAUAUUCUGUGAUAAUCUGAUUAAAGGGUUAUGUCACCAUUUGAACACAUGCAGUCUCCUCAUGAUGAAGAGUAUGACCCUGUGCUGUGCUGUGAUGAGUUGCAUUAUGGGAAAUUUGGGAUCCAGCAUUUUUGGGAUCAAAUUACAAGGGAUUAAAAACCAGGAGAGAAUUUCCUCCUUUUUCUAAUGUCACUUGG
Messenger RNA from Seriola aureovittata, 1478 nucleotides. RefSeq lists its product as uncharacterized. The coding region runs from base 362 to 991 and encodes 209 amino acids. The record is from RefSeq and is a predicted model, not a curated record. The transcript has 4 exons. NCBI's taxonomy places the organism in Eukaryota, Metazoa, Chordata, Actinopteri, Carangiformes, Carangidae.